GAUAAGCAACGACACACAGAGUACUAACAGGCACACCAGAGGCCAGCGCAUCAUCAGCAUCAUCAUCAUCUUCUCCUUCUCCGUCCCCAAUAUCGUGGUAGUUCAGUUUCUUCUCUUCAUUUAUAGCUCUAACCAGUGAGAGUGAGAAGGGGAUCGAGUUGCAGAAUAGAAAAGAAAGAGAUAUGGAAGCAAACAACACAGUUGGGCUUGUGGCUCCUUUCGUGUUAAAGACGUAUCAGAUGGUGAACGAUCCUUCCACGGAUUCGGUGAUCUCAUGGGGCAAAGCCAACAACAGCUUUGUAGUGGUAGACCCAAUUAAUUUCUCUCGCGAGCUUCUUCCUACUUACUUCAAGCACAACAACUUCUCAAGCUUUGUUCGUCAGCUCAAUACCUACGGAUUCAGAAAGGUGGAUCCAGAUAGAUGGGAAUUCGCGAACGAGUCGUUCUUGAGAGGGCAGAAGGAAUUGUUGAAGAACAUCAUAAGAAGGAAGACAAAUCGAAGUAGUUCCUAUGAAACAGAGCCCAAAUUAGAGGAUGGGACGAUGACAGAGGAGGAGGGCAUCUUAUUAGAGCUCUCAAGGUUGAAGCAGGAGCAAAAGGCAUUAGAGGAAGAGCUCCAAGGUAUGAACGAGCGGUUACAGGCCACGGAGCGACGGCCUCAACAGAUGAUGGCUUUUCUGUUCAAGGUAGUUGAGGAUCCUGAACUCAUCACUCGAAUGAUGCUCCAGAAGGACUCUUCCAGGCGUCUUGGGGUUGAGGAUAAGAAAAGAAGACUCAUGAUUGAAUCCCCAUUUUCCUCAGGAGCGCCGUCGGCAAAAACAACCCCCUCCACCACCACUACAACUACCACUACAUCGAGUAGCAGCAGAGCAGAGGAAGAAGAGGUUUCAUUACCGUUACCAGAGAUGGUGUUUGGAGCAGAGAGCUAUUGCGAUUCACCGACAUCGAACACAUCGCCUUGGUUGAACAGUAGUCAAGUGGUACCUGUGAUGAGUACUCAUCAUACGACGUCCUUUCUUCAAACACCAGAGGCUUUACUUUUAGCCACUGCACCCACCGUUCCGUCUACUUCUGCCACCGCGACUUGGUCGCAUCCACAACCACAGCAAAUCGUCUCAGUCCCAGACCACGUUAACUCAGUGAUGUUUUUCCCGGAAUUGUGCGGCGGAGUCGGUUUCGGCGGUGGCGUGGAGAUGAACGAUACAAAGAAACAACCACCCUCACCGCCUUAUCCAUUUUACCCAUUCUCCCUCCUGGGUGGUGGGGGCAGUGGCGGGUGUGGCCUAUAGUCUCUACUCUCCGAAAGUCGAGAUUUCUUCCAUAGUCCAAACUAAAAUUACCUAAGAACCUUUGCCUUUCUUACAUUUAUUUUAUGGUUCGAUGUCAUUUUUAGUUAAAUUUUUUGAGUUGUUCUGUAAAUGGCCUCAGAAAACAGAGCAAACUAAUGAGAGAGAGGAGAGAAAAAUGAUGUCCAAUGAAUGGUUAAAAUUCGCCCCAUCUGGAUGGAUAUGGAUUGAGGAUAGUUACCCCAAACUUCUAUGAUAAAUGGGCAAUAGUCUUGAGAGUUGAGACACCAUUGUCGGUAUGUAUCGGUCACCGUCGAUACAGGGUCAGUUAGUUGUAUGUAUCGACCUAUUUGAAAUCUAAUAUUUAUAUAGAUUUUUUUCUUUUUUGGAAUGAUUCAA
Macadamia integrifolia is the source of this 1685-nucleotide messenger RNA. Its product is annotated as heat stress transcription factor C-1-like. Gene Ontology annotation, biological process: regulation of transcription by RNA polymerase II. The transcript has 2 exons. Gene Ontology annotation, molecular function: DNA-binding transcription factor activity; RNA polymerase II cis-regulatory region sequence-specific DNA binding. Bases 183 to 1289 code for a protein of 368 amino acids. NCBI's taxonomy places the organism in Eukaryota, Viridiplantae, Streptophyta, Magnoliopsida, Proteales, Proteaceae. Gene Ontology annotation, cellular component: nucleus. The record is from RefSeq and is a predicted model, not a curated record.